CCUCUCUCUCUCUCAAUCUGAGGUUUUUACUUACCUUAUAUGAUGUAGAGUGUAGUCACUACUACAAAGCUUGGUACUUCUAUUAAAUUCUCUCUGCGGCGGUGUGUGUAACCACCAUGAAAACACAUCACCCAAAGCUCAAAACAACAACACCACGACCACUGUUCUCUUGUGGUUUCUUUCGCCACUGCACUCAAACUGCACUUAGUCCCACCACUCCCAACCCCCAAACACUCCCUCUCUCAGGUUCUGAACCACCACCACCACCACCACCACCACUUCCUCCUCCACCUUCCUUUGACCCACCACCCCGACAACCACCACACCCCGAUUCAGAGUCAUCUUCAUCGUCAAACACGACCUCCCAAAGCUUCACCCAGUGGAGAUUUCCACUCCCAAACUCACCCAUAUCCUCAUAUCUACAACCCGAAUCUAACAAACCAGAACAUUGCCCUUCAAACCCACCACCUGACACCACCCAAAAAUCUGACCCACCACCACCGGUUUUAAAUGUGAACCUCCAAGAACAAUUCCACAUUGCGGAGCUCCAACUGAGCACUGGGUCCGAUUUGGAACGUGUCAGGGCGCUCCACAUGUUGGAGAGGUCACUUGUGCCAAACCCACGCGCCGCCGCUGACGGCCAAGACAACGUGUCUUGUCCACCUGUCGUGAUGAAAGGAGUGAUUGGGUACUUGAAGGACAUGGCGGGGGCGAAACCGGCAAGUAAAAUUUUGUUGGCUCUUUGUCUGGUGGAGAGCAACCGACACGUGGCGGUGGAAGCUGGGGCGGUCGGGGCGGUGGUGGAAUCGCUUGCGGACUUGGAGGGUCCUGCGGCAGAGAGAGCUCUGGCGUCGUUGGAACUGCUGUGCACGGUGGCGGAGGGGGCUGCAGAGGUUAGGACUCACGCGCUGGCUGUGCCUAUGAUGGUACAGGUCAUGGGGAGGAUGGAGGGGAGAGGGAAAGAGUAUGCACUGAGUGUGUUGGCGGUGAUUUUUGGUGGGUCCGGCGAUGGUGUGGCGGUGGCUCCUCCGGAGGCGAUGGCGCGUGCUGUUGUCCUAGCAAUGCAGGGGAAUUGUAGUGCUAGAGGGAGGAGAAAAGGGGCCCAGCUUCUGAAGACUCUGCAAGAGAUUGGACGGUUGGAUUUGACUCAAGUUGGAGAAUGAGUGGUCCUGAUGGUGAGUCUCACUAAGCUUUGAUUCAGUCAAAGUGAAUAUCAGUAGGGCAAGAAACCAUAACAAUUUUACUUUUGAUACAUUGCUUUGUCGUAAUAACAACUACUUCUACUCGAGCUUUAUUCUAUGACACACGAGACUUCUGCAAAUUAUUGAUCUAAAUUGUAAUCGAACUACUCUUCU
Messenger RNA from Ilex paraguariensis (yerba mate), 1355 nucleotides. Lineage: Eukaryota; Viridiplantae; Streptophyta; Magnoliopsida; Aquifoliales; Aquifoliaceae. The record is from the annotation of a GenBank genome assembly.